GAUCCCGCUCUGCUUGAAGCGACGCUUCUCCCUGCUGCGGAUUUCCUCCAUCGCCGGGCUGGUGUGCACGCUGUAUGUUUUCCUCUACGUCACCUUGGACUCCAUCAGUUUCCUACUUAAUCAAUCGAGCGGGCUGGAGGGUUUCGACGACUUGGCGCCGGAUUGGCUUGGUUCUUUGCGAAGUUUCGGCAUCUACUCUUGCGCCUUCAUGGCGCACUUCAAUGCGCCUGCUUUCUAUGCUGAUCUGGAAGGUCGGACGCCCAUGAAAUUCGCGGAGGUCUGUGGAGCCGCAUACAUCUUGGCCUUCCUGAUCUAUGCUGCGUUCGGCUUGGCUGGUUUCGCGCGUUUCGGCAAAGACGUGCCGGGCAACGCGCUGACGGGCUACGAUUUGGAUACCAAGGUUCUUUUCAUGUGGUUGGGCAUGGCGCUCUGUGUAGCUGCCUCUUUUCCAUUGGUUUUCUUCGCGCAUCGUGACGCGCUGCGGCGCUUGAUCGGUCGAACGCUGGGAUGGCCAUUAGAAGACCAUCGAACUGUGCACGGCGUCGCGUUCACUGUGGUCUCCGUGCUUGCCCUGGCGACCGCUGGGGCGGUCUUGGAGGAUGUGUCCUUCGUGGUCUCCUUGUGUGGAGCAUGCUCUGGAGCCUGUUUGGCUUUUAUUCUUCCAGGUGCGAUCAUGUUGAAGAUCAGCGCCCGAAAAGACACCGGUCCUACGCUUCGCUGGCCCAAAUUGGCCAAGACCUUCAUCACCUUAGGUAUCGUCUUGGGGUGCCUCUCGACGGUGGCAGUCUUGGACCCAUAGGGUCCAUGGCACCAAGAAGGGUUGAGGUGUACAUAGAUCUUAUGGAUCAGUGGUGUUUCUCCAAUCCCAACUGGAAGCCCA
This is a messenger RNA of Cladocopium goreaui, 880 nucleotides long. NCBI's taxonomy places the organism in Eukaryota, Dinophyceae, Suessiales, Symbiodiniaceae. The record is from the annotation of a GenBank genome assembly.